GCUGCUUGAGCAGCAAAUGCCUGGAGCUUGGCUCAUUGCCAUGCCACACAAAAUUGAAGAAAUUAAAGAAUUCCUGCUCACAGCCAGGAGGAAGGAUCCAAAAUCUGUUAAGAUCAAGAACCAAAAGACCAUGAAAUUCAAGGUGUUGCAGACCCCUGACUUAUACACUCUGCUCAUCACAGAUAAGGGGAAGGCUGAGAAAGUGAAGGCGUCCCAGCCACCUGGAUUGGCUGUGAAAGAACUGAAAUGAACCAAUCAUGCACAGAGCUUUUUUCAUGUAUUAUAAUAAAAAAAGAGGGAACUG
Molecule: messenger RNA, 304 nt
Organism: Dermochelys coriacea (leatherback sea turtle)
Lineage: Eukaryota; Metazoa; Chordata; Testudines; Dermochelyidae
Product: 60S ribosomal protein L38-like
Exons: 2
Coding region: 17-250 (77 amino acids)
Biological process (GO): translation; protein-RNA complex assembly
Cellular component (GO): cytosolic large ribosomal subunit; ribosome
Molecular function (GO): structural constituent of ribosome
Source: RefSeq, a predicted model, not a curated record